Thunnus maccoyii (southern bluefin tuna) is the source of this 8848-nucleotide messenger RNA. RefSeq names its product discs, large (Drosophila) homolog-associated protein 2a (gene dlgap2a). Gene Ontology annotation, molecular function: molecular adaptor activity. Gene Ontology annotation, biological process: signaling. The record is from RefSeq and is a predicted model, not a curated record. The transcript is spliced from 15 exons. The coding region runs from base 58 to 3414 and encodes 1118 amino acids. NCBI's taxonomy places the organism in Eukaryota, Metazoa, Chordata, Actinopteri, Scombriformes, Scombridae. Gene Ontology annotation, cellular component: glutamatergic synapse; postsynaptic specialization.
ACUUGGCUUGGGACCUCAGCAUGUGAACGGGCUUUGCAGGAGGAGGAUCCACCUAGAAUGUCAGCUCUGAAGAAGGUGUUGCCAGGCAUACUGCAGAAGCAUUGCUGUAUCUUACCAGACAGGAACACAGGUGUGAAGAGGUUGCUGAUGAAAUUGAAGAGCAGGGAGAUAUACUCAGACCAGCAGUAUUCAUGGUCGCCCUCGCAGUACUUCGAUGAGGACAGCCACUCCCCUCCACCCAGGAACAUGAAGGGUCUCUCCGGCGGCCGCCCUGCCCAGCUCCAGCUCACCUCUCCCACCUCAGCCCACACCUGCGGCCUGGCUGAAUGUGACCAUUCCCUGGACCACCACCUCCACUAUGGCGACUCACGCCCCCCCUCCUACCUCCUCAGCCCCACUGAGAGCUGCCCCCUUGAGGGUCACCACCGCUGCUCCCCACGCAGCUCCAUCCACUCCGACUGCAUGGUGAUGCCGGUGUCCAUGUCGGCCACCGACCACUCCAUCUCAAGUAGCACUUUCCCCCGCAUGCACUAUGGCAGCGCUUCGCGGGACAGCGGUGGCAACACCUCUGGCGGCAGGGAAUCCCGAGAUGACGGUGGUUCAUCCUCGCAUGGUGGUAGCAGCAAAAUGAACCGAAUCCCAGCAAACCUUCUGGACCAAUUUGAGAAGCAGAUGCCUCUGCACAGGGAUGGCUUCCACACAUUGCAGUACCAACGCACCUCCACUACAACCACAACUACAGAGCAGCGCAACGAAAGCCCCGGGCGAAUACGUCACUUAGUCCACUCGGUACAGAAGCUCUUCACAAAGUCACACUCUCUAGAAGGUUCCUCCAAGAUGAAUGGUACCAAAAGCGACUCACACCGGGACAGCUCACACCACCAUCAUCACCACCAUCAAGGCCACCACAAACACAGCAAACGCAGCAAGAGCAAAGAACGCAAAGCCGACAGUAGUGGGAAGCAACGCUCUGGAGGUUGGUGGAGUUCGGAUGACAACCUGGAUAGUGACAGCACAUACCGAACACCAAGUGUCAUGUCACGACAUCCUGUGGACCACAUCAGCCACUGUUACCCUGACUCAGUGCAUGCACACCUUGCCGGAGACCUGUCUCUAAAGACAUCUAAGAGUAAUAACGACGUCAAGUGCUCAGCCUGCGAGAGCAUAAGCAUGGCACCAGAAGGCAAGUUCAUGAAAAGGAGCUCCUGGUCCACGUUAACGGUCAGCCAAGCCAAGGAGGCCUACAGGAAGUCCUCACUCAACCUAGAGAAACCCAUGACGCCAACUGACCUCAAGCCCAACCUCAGGCCCUGUCACUAUCUACAGGUGCCCCAGGAUGAGUGGGGGGGUUACCCUGGCGGCGGGAAGGAUGACGAGAUUCCUUGUCGUCGUAUGCGGAGCAGCAGCUACGUUAAAGCCAUGGGGGACGAGGAGAGUGGAGAUUCGGACUCCAGCCCCAAAACAUCGCCUCAGAAGAUGGUGCGGCCGGAUGCCCUGGUCAAGGCCAUCAUCAGACCCAGGGAUCUGCUGGACUCUCAGAGCUCUUACCGCCUGGAUAAAAUCAACAGUGACAUGCGUAACUACAUCACCAAUUUUGCUGCAGACUUAAGUCAGAGCUACCACUUGCAAGCCACCAGGGACAUGCACCCAAGCAUUGCACUGGAUCCCUCUGCCAACUACAACUCUCCCAAGUUUCGCUCCAGGAACCAGAGCUAUAUGCGAGCAGUCAGCACCCUCAGUCAGGCUAGCUGUGUUAGCCAAGUGAGCCAGAUGAGUGAAACGGAAAUAAAUGGCCAGUUUGAAUCGGUUUGCGAGUCAGUGUUCAGUGAGGUGGAAUCACAGGCCAUGGAGGCUUUGGACUUGCCCGGUUGCUUCCGAACCCGGAGCCACAGCUACCUGCGAGCCAUCCAAGCUGGCUACUCCCAAGAUGAUGACUGCAUCCCGCCUAUGGCUUCCACUGUCACCUCCACCAUCAGAUCCACCACAGGGAUCCAGUUCUGCCUCCCCUCCACCUGCAGCAUUGAUCGGACUCCCCAGCAAACCCCAGCCAUCACCUACACACCCAACUACAAGAAGACCCCUCCUCCAGUCCCGCCCCGCACCACCUCCAAACCCCUCAUCUCUAUCACGGCCCAGAGCAGCACCGAGUCCACCCAGGAUGCCUACCACGAGGGGAGGCAUCCUCAUGGUGGGAUGUGGGCCCCUGACGGCCUCAGCCUGGGUAUGAACUCCGGCAGGGCCCUCUAUAACUCCGUCGACAGCCUGGACAGCGCCAAGGCCGUGACUAUAGCCAUGGAGGCAGCCGGAGUCAUUGCUGGAAAAAGACACCCAUCCACAGACAGCCACAGCUCAGUGCUCACCUGCGACAAGGCCAUCCUGGUGUCCAAGGCUGAGGAGUACUUGAAGACGCCUCGAUCCUCCAUAGGGAUACAGGUGGAGGCAGCCACAGACUCUGAAUCUGAAAGCAAAGGCUCGCGGGAAUACCACUCUGUUGGUAUCCAGGUGGAGGAUGACAAGAAAGGACAGGGCAGGUUCAAACGCUCCAACAGUGUGACUGCAGCUGUGCAGGCUGACAUGGAGUUGGAGGGCUUCCCUACCAUGGAGGACAAAGGCCUGCAGUUCGGAGGGGGCUUCCAGCGUCACUCAGAGCCCAGCACGCCGACCCAGUAUGGAGCUGUGCGAACCGUUCGCACCCAGGGGCUUUUCAGCUACCGCGAGGAUUACCGUACCCCUGCUGAACCCCCCAGCCCCAGGGAGACCACCAGCGAGACCACCUGGCAGCUGGAACCCCCCUCUCCACGGAAGAGUGCGGUCUCAUCAGGCGAGUCAGGCAGGGCCUCCCCCUCCCUGAGGAGAGAUGGGAGCUGGUUCAUGCAACUGCUUCACACAGAGACCAAGAGGAUGGAGGGAUGGUGUAAGGAGAUGGAGGCAGAAGCGGAAGAGAAUGACCUGUCAGAAGAAAUCCUUGGCAAAAUCCGAAGUGCAGUGGGAAGCGCUCAGCUGCUCAUGUCUCAGAAAUUCCAGCAAUUCUACUGGCUCUGUCAGCAAAAUCUGGAUCCCAGUGCCAUGCCGCGGCCCACCUCUCAGGACCUGGCUGGGUUCUGGGACCUACUGCAGCUCUCCAUUGACGAUGUCACCAUGAAGUUUGACCAGCUGCAGCAGAUCAAGAACAACAACUGGAGGCCCAUAGAUAGCCCUGAGAAGAAGCCACCAGCUCCCGUACCAAAGAAGACAGUUCGACAGAAGAGUAUGAUGACAAGGGAGAAAUCCCUGGACCUCCCAGACAGGCACCGGCAGGAGGCUCGGCGGCGGCUCAUGGCAGCCAAGCGGGCAGCCUCCUUUCGGCAGAACUCAGCCUCGGAGCGAGCGGACAGCAUUGAGAUCUAUAUCCCUGAGGCUCAGACUAGACUUUGAGAAGAUAGGGUCAGGGGCCAACGUGUCACCCUGCUCUCACAUUCAAACUACUUUAAAACUAGCCUUUUUCUAGACUGCUAUUCUCUCUACUCUUCCUUUAUCCAUCUGUUGUCUGAUCUCGAUAGCCAUCCUCAGCGCCCAUCACCAACACCAUUGGUCUGUAGGAUGUGCCAAACCUCUUCUCCCAUUGCCAGAAUAAGUGUUAGCAGUAAUGUAUGCCUGACAUGGGUUGGUUGGGAUUCUUGUUGGUUUGCUGGUCAUCAUGACACCCAGCCUACACGCACCUCAUCCAAAGUCCUGGAUGGGUGCGUCCGUAGUUUUUCAGCAUUUGCAAAGUGCCAUUUAAAAAGUGCAGCUUUGAAAAACCUACCAGCAACCAGGCCUUUGAGCUAAAAAAGAGUAAAUGGGAGAUGUAUUUAUUUCAAGUUGUUCAAAAAUGUUCAAAGUUAGUAACCCUUCAGUAUUUUUCAAUAAUUUAGGUUACAUUAUGACUUAGAUUCACUUUUGCUCUUUUUGUUUCUUUUUCGGGAUAAAUGUUGAUUAUGAGCUAAAAAUCACAAAAUUGUUGUAAGUUCAAACUAUGAAAAGUGCCAAUGCUUGAAAUACCUCAACUAUGUGCAUGUGGCACUGAUCACCCAUUCAAGGUUAUUCAGGCAGCCCUCAUAAGCUCUGGACUGGUCAGUGUUGAAAAAUGCAGCUUUCUACCCAAUCUGGUUGUAGUAAGUGAAACAUUUUUCAUGAUCUGGAUUGGUGGAAGAAUGACAUCUGUCAGCUCAUCAACAUGCACAUUUCACACAACUUUUCCUAUAUAUCUCAUGUUCCUGUUGCCAACUUUCAAAUAUUGACAUUUACUUGAAGCUGAAUACAUGCAAGUCUUGUGCCAACAUUUUUCAUUAUGUCAAUGCAGUAGAGAAAAAAACUAUGAAGGUUUGUGUAACUCCUUAGAUCAAAAUGUGUAGACAAAUGCACUUAUGCACUUAUUACAAUUCUCUCUAUUUCCAAGGGAAGUGUAUAUACCCAAGUUCACAAUAGUACUGCUGUAUUUUUGAAUUGUGAGCAGAAAGAAUAUUCAUUGUGUAUUUUUUCCCCAUGUCCACUGCCUGCCUGCCCUCUCUAUUGCUUUUGGCAAAUCUGGUUUUGUUGCAUACAUACAGUGGCUUGUUCACACACACAAAAUCAUACUGCUGUGUUUUCAUCUGAUAUACUUCUCUCAGGCCCUUUCAAGUAGCGCCCUCGGCCACCGUUAAUGAGGAGUGACAGAAAAACCUCCAAAACAUAAACAAAAUAUCUGCAUACUAGUUACUUUAAUCCAAGAAAUGCUUUGUGAUUAUCAUAUUUCUUGAAACGUUCUGUGUUGCUGAAAGUCUCCCUAAGCAGUAUCAUAAGUGCACUGACUCCCUCUAGGAAAAGCUCAGAAAUUAUGAAAAAUUGGGGCAAAGGCAUUCCAAAUGGAUACAAGCAGCAAGUCCCACAUAACUAGUCUCUGGUUGAAAGGCAGUACAUGAGGAAUAGGAUAUUUACAUGAUGUGGCUAUGCAGGCCUAUGUGGUAUUUUCUCACAAAACAAUGUAGCUAGAUAUAUAUUAGCUUGAGAUGCACUGGUUGCACCAGAUCUUCAUAAAUUCAAGUAGUCUAGUUAUACAUUAUGUGUUCACUAAGUGGAAGUAGAUAGAUAUCACUAAAUUAAAAUGGGUUUAUGCCAUGUCAUUACCAGAUAUUUAUACACACUAACUGCCAGGUGUAACUGUUUUGUAGCUGACUGAACCAACUGACAAAGCUAACGUUAGCUUGCUAAUAUAUGACCCAUUUAGAAGAGUAAGAGUUAUGAAAUAUGGUACUUCUUUAAAAUGCUGUUUCAUAAUCAUGUCAAGUGGCAUAAUUUUCAUUUCAUUUCCUGAAAGUAAUGCAAUAUGCCUCAAAGUACAAAAUGUUAUGCCAAUAACAACUGAAUGACUUGGUUAGGUUAGCAUAGAUAGAUAUGUCCAACUCACUCUAAACUGCAUGCUAACUCUGCAUCAACUCUGAAACCAUAAAAAGUAAUUUUUGGCCACUGUGUUUUAGCUUGUGAUGCUACAGUGAUGUGAUAUACUGUUUUCAUAAUUGAUUGCUUUUGAUUGGACAGUGCUAAUUUACACAUUGCUAAAGGUUUUACCAGCUUAAGAUACUACUUAAAUGUUAAUGGUGCAACCAGAUUUAGUAUAUCUCUUUUGAAACUAGCUAUUAGAUACUAAGUACUUCACUUUACACACAAAUUUUAAGGAAUUAAGGAAUAGCUGGUGCUGUGAUGUGAAAGUGGAAAACCAACAGUACAGUUAUGGUGGCCUUGGAUAAGAGUUUUCCCGUCACUAUAGAAUUGAAUUGCAGGCGAUUAUAAGUAAAUCAUAAAGAUAAACCAGAGCAAAAGCUAAAAUCCUGCUGCUCAAACUUUGGUUGAGGUUACUUGGAAGUUGAGUCUUCAUUGCGUUGCCAGUGAAUCAACUGUAGGACUAAAGUCUAUUGGUAAAACUUUGGAUAAUCAACCAUCUAAAAAUGGUGCUGCUUUUUAUUUAAUCAAUACAGUACUAGACAAACAAUCAAUGCAACACAAUGCGCUGUCAGCUGAUCGAUACUUUAUUUAAAAAUCUAUUUUUAUGACUUGAAAUUUUUUGGUUGAGUAAUUGUGCUAGUGUGCCUGGCCUCAUAAUGGAGAGGGCCAGGGUGAUUUCUCAUAUGGCAGUAACAAAAAAAGUAUUUUGCUGAGUUUUGUUGAUGCUUGUGUAUCUUGUUUUUGUACCUCAAUGCUGACAUAUUCGAAAUGAGAGUGGAAAUAUUGGGUCAGUGUCUGUCUGAGUCGACUUGAUUUCUCCAUUACUACCCAACUGUGGCCUGACCUGCAUCUCACACACACACACACACACACACACGUUCCCUGUGUCAUCAGCAUUCUGUUGAAAUAUAUUUUAGAUACCAAUGUGAUAGCGUGUCAUAAAAUUUCUUUUACAAUCCUUUUUUUUUGACAAAAUGCAAUCCAAUUUUUUUAAAUGAACUGAAUCUCAGUUGCUGCUGUAUCAGAAUGCGUGAGACAUUGUUUAACUAUUAAUUAUUUUCACAAAGUUCAGACAAUAAUUAGUAUAAAGUAACUAUCUUAAGUGCAUCAAAUCACUAUGUAGCCAAAGUCAGCCGUAGGGUGUGUAUUUCAAACAUGUAGUUCCACACUUCAACUACAGACUGGGCUUAUAGUAGCCUAUGGCUGAGUGUUACAUUGCACUUUUUAAGAAAACACACCCAUGUAUAAUUCUGCUGUUUUUUCAUUGCCGUGGCAGGGACCUGUAACUGUACAACAGUAGGUUUCUGGAAAUCGUCUGGGCUUGUGAUGCCAGGCAUUUGGCAGAGCAGAGACGAUCCCCUGCUGUUGCCACAGUGGCAGGCAGACAGGAGAGAGAGAGAGACAGACUCAGCCUGACAUAUGCUGGCUUAGAGGAGACGAGAGCUCCGCAUAGAGCCCCAAACUGCUGGUGUUGUAUGCUGUUGUGUAGCUGGGAGGCUGUUCUGUGAGGAUCGUGAGUCACUGCGCUGGGUAUUUUUCAGUCUGCCUUUGACUAAGCAAAGCAGCUUAUGUAAGAUUUUGGGUCCUUGGUGAGAUCAAGCAAACAGCCUCCAAGGCCCUUCAAAGCUUGUGUUGAUAAAUGUAUUGCUGAAUAGUGGCCUAUACUGUAGAACUUAAGCAUCAGCACUACAUGUAUUUGCUUCUAUCAAAGUCUACUCAGCUAGUUUCACUGAAAGCUGUCAUUGAAACAACAGAGGUGUUUUUCCCUUAUGCAAAUUGAUCUCGUCUGUGAACAAAAUGAAGUGUAUCCACCGCAUUAUUUCAGUUUAAAGCAUAUCUCUUGCUCCUCCAAGAGGCAUUCACAUAAUUAGGAGACCAUUUUUCUAUUUGGCCAUGAAUGGACCAUCUCAAAUAGCAAAGACAAAAGAGUGCCAGAAGUCACAAAGGAUUUGUGUAAUACAGGCACAGACUUCUUUUACAGCUUCAGUUAGAAGUGAGAACUGUGCUUGCAAAAAUCAUACAUUUAUUUUGAGAGUCAUUCCCCUUCUGGAAAAAUAUAUUACCUUGAUACCCCUGAGACUCUCUGAGCCAUUUUAUAAACUAUAAAGUUAAUCUGUCCGCUGUAAUGGCUGGGUCAAGUUUGUCUCCCAGAAAAAAAUCAUUUCCCAUCUAUUAAAAGUUUUUUAACCUUUUCAGUGGUUUUUGUCCAAAUAGGUAUGUACAGACUUUGAGAUGAGCAGCUGUGGGCUGUUUGUAAAGGCCUGUUACAUACAAAAUGUUCUUGUAUUGAAGCCUUGAAGCGUUUCCAGUGAGUAUUUUAUGUUGGAUCCUUUUGGCUGAUGCACCCUUGUGUGGUGUGUGUGUGUGUGUGUGUGUGUGUGUGUGUGUGUGUGUGAUACUGUGAUCACUGGAGGAUUCUCCACUUGUCAGGAAGUCACUGGGGUGAUUUUCUUUUUAAAAAAAUAAGGUAAUUUAACAGUCACCCACCAAAACCGUGUGAAACCCCAAGUGUCACAAUCAGUGUCACAUUUAAUGUCAUGAGGGCAGCAAUUAACUACAAGUGCCAUCUUUCUGACUUAUCCAGCAUACUGUAAAAUCAUUACUCUAUACAGCCACACAUCCUUCAUCGGUUUUGUGUUAGCAAUUCUGCCAUUGCCUACUGUACCUUUCCCCAUUUCCAGUCACACAUUUCUAUCAUUUCAGUUCCUUGACAUCUGUGGCCUCACUUCUGCUACGACUGUCUAUCCGCUUUUAACUCUAGAACCCAUGAUGUGAAAUAUUUCAAGGGGACUUUUUUCGUAAACCAUGCCGUGGAAAGAGUGUCAGACUCACUGAGAUACACUGAUACAACACUUCCUUGAACUUGGAAUGUGAAACAACUCUAUAAUUACUAGACAAAAUGAAAAAGGUAGUUGUUUAGCUAAAACUAUUUUCAUCUCUUGUAUAUCAUAUCUAUAGUGAGGAUGAAUAUAAUGCCAAAUAUUCAUUAUUUGUAAAGAAAUAUAUAUAGAUAUAUAAAUAUAUAAUAUAUGCUUCAUUGAAACAUAACUAUUUUCUGCUCUUGCUCAUGUUUUGUUGUCAUUUUUACUUUGUUAUGGUUAUUUUAUAAGCUGAUAUGAUGGCAUGCGAAAUACUGAUUCUGAAUGUAGGCUUAUUUAUUAUUUUUUUGUUACUAUUAUGACACUGUCCCACUGAUGUACAUUUGUUAUGUAUUUAUUUAAGUUGAUCACAUAUGCAUUUCUCAAUGUGUGUUAUUUCAGUGCUAUAUUUCCAGAAGUUAUUGUAUCAUUGGGUUAUUUUUUGUAUUAUUUGAGUAGUUUGCAACAACAUAUGCAUUUUCCUCUGUUCUUUCCUAGCUGAGCUAUUGAAAGAUUUUGCCUCUUUGAGUAGUUUGGUCAUUGCUGAGGUC